Culex quinquefasciatus (southern house mosquito) is the source of this 1281-nucleotide messenger RNA. RefSeq lists its product as uncharacterized. The coding region runs from base 1 to 1254 and encodes 417 amino acids. Lineage: Eukaryota; Metazoa; Arthropoda; Insecta; Diptera; Culicidae. The transcript is spliced from 2 exons. The record is from RefSeq and is a predicted model, not a curated record.
AUGACUAAUCUACUGUUGGUUUGGUGUACCAUUCUGGUUUCGUUGAGUGUAGCAACUGGAAAACUAUCCAACAUUACGAUUUCUAUCGGAAAUCGUUACAAUACGCAAGUUGGAGCGACCGACACGGGCACCAACAUCACGGGAUUGACAAUAACUCUUUCGAGAUGGUCUGGUAAGGUAUCGCUCGCCGGUAGUGGAAACCAGAUUGAGGUAUCCAGUUUCGGCAACGAUUCCACUAUGAUUCGGGUGGGUUAUGGACAACAUCUCACCAAGUUGAACGAAUCCAGCAGUUCCGUUGAGCUUCCUGCACCAAUUGAACCCACCAACAAUACCAUUCCAAGCCGAUGGAAGCGAGAGACGGGUUUCCUCCCGAUACUUCCAGUGACUGCAACGCCUUUCGUCCCUUCGGUUCCAGCAGCUCCUGCAAUCCCAAUACCAACUAUGAACAGCAACUACAUUUCCAUCGGUGGCAAACUUGUCGCUUUGCCGGAGUCCAUCACCAAACUAACCGCCAACACCUCCAUCGGCACCGGAUCGGCAGUCCAAAGCAAUACCAUGCAACAGCCGUGGCAGUUCCUCAAAACAUUGAUGGAACGGCGACCAUCGAAGAUAUUAGAUCCCGUCGUGGACUUCCUCGCCACAAGCUACCUCUCAACGGGCAAAGUAAUGGUCGACGGCGCCCUGACCGCGCUCAACAAAACCGAGGCCUUCUUCUACAACAUUGGCAACUCCUCACUGAACUACGCUACGGAUCAGGUUUCGCUCGGCCUACAGGGCGUCACGCGCUCCUUCAACGACCUGACCCAGAUGAAGCGAACCUGCGUCGGCGGAGCUCCCGAAAAUGCCGGCCGCCGAGUGAUGGAAAAGGCGACCGGAUGCGUCCGCGAACGCCUGGACGAGGUGAUUGGGAUCGUGGACCAGUUCCGUACCAACGUUGAGGCUACCGAAGGCGUCUUCAGCGGAUGGCUGAUAGAGAUGCAAAAGUGCAAUGCUAAGAAUUUUCCAACUUUAGCAGACACGGAGCUGGAUGCCGCUCAGCGAAAGUGUUACGCGGAGGCUCUAGUAAGUCCAACCGGCAAGGUCGUUGAUAUCCCUCUGCGUUGGACAACUUUGGCGUCACGAAUCAGCACCGCCGUAACCACCUUCAAGGCGCAGCUUGGACUCUGUGCCGGGAAGGUGAUCCUGGAGGUUGCCGCUGUAGCGAACGAGCUCGGCUCCAAGAUCACGUCCUGUGCGUUACGGUUGAUAAUCUAAAGCGAAAAAUAAACCUACUCCCCAAAA